Dermacentor silvarum is the source of this 3356-nucleotide messenger RNA. Its product is annotated as ATP-binding cassette sub-family C member 2-like. NCBI's taxonomy places the organism in Eukaryota, Metazoa, Arthropoda, Arachnida, Ixodida, Ixodidae. The record is from RefSeq and is a predicted model, not a curated record. Gene Ontology annotation, biological process: transmembrane transport. Gene Ontology annotation, cellular component: membrane. Gene Ontology annotation, molecular function: ATP hydrolysis activity; ATP binding; ABC-type transporter activity.
CACAAACAUGUCAAGCGAAAGCAGAAGACGCUACCCAGCCGGGCACAUCACAGCGCUGCUGACCGUCGACACCUGGCUGUCUGCCGGCUUUUGCAUGGUGAUUGCGGUGCCACUGUUCGGAGCCCUAUUCCUCCCUUUCGUCUUCUCGAUGCUUGGAGUGCGGACCGGAGUCGCCCCGUCGCUCUGCUGCGCUGCAUGGACCCUGCUCGUUCUGUUCCUGCCAUUUCUGUGCUCCUUCCUGCAAAAGCGCUUCUGGGACAACGUGAUAAGGGCUCGUGACGAGCGCCUCAAGGUCAUUGCGGAUCUGCUUUCUACGAUAAGAGUCGUCAAAAUGUAUGCCUGGGAAGACGCCCUUCAGGAGAACGUCCUCCGCUACAGAAACGUGGAACUCAAAUGGUUGUUCCGAGUGAAUAUUCUAGACGCCCUUCUGGACUGUGUCUACUCUUCCACUAGUUCAGUGCUCAUGAUCAUCCUCUUCUCUACCCUGUACGCUUUGGAACCAGACAUCGUGCUUACUCCAGCUUUGUCGUUCUCCAGCGUGUCGCUACUCUACAUAACUGAUCUCGCAAUGAACAGCAGCUCACAAGCACUAAGGAUUUUCAGCCUGUCCAAGCUUGCUCUGAAAAGAAUAGCGGACUUCUGUAUGGCCGAAGAGUGGAAGGAAGCAAAAUGUGACGUCAACAAUUAUGCUGCCACGAGUCAAGGUACCGUGCGUCUGCAGAAGUGCUCCUUCUCGUGGGUAAAGACUAGCCACAGUGGCUCUCUGGCCCAGAUGACCGAUAUAAACCUUUCGGUAGAGCCAGGGGCCUUGAUUGGUGUCGUUGGUUUUGUGGGCAGCGGCAAAUCAACUCUGCUCGCUGCUAUACUCGGAGACAUGCACCUAAUUAAGGGCGAUGUCACCUGCAGAGGCCGCAUAGCCUUUGCACCGCAACUACCAGUUCUGCACAAUAUGACAAUACGGGACAACAUCGUUUACGGAAAACCCAUGGACGUGGCCUUUUACGAAAGAGUUGUACAAAGCUGCCAACUAAUGAACGACUUCAACAGGCUGCAGUCAGGGGAUAUGACUGAAGCUGGAGAAAAGGGGACAAACCUGAGUGGCGGCCAAAAGCAGCGCAUCUCGAUUGCCCGGGCGGUGUACAGCCAGAGUGAUGUGUACCUGCUGGACGACCCGCUCAGCUCCCUCGACCCUGUCGUCGCCAGCCGCCUGUUUCGGGAGGUCAUCAGCAGUGACGGCUUACUGAGAAACAAGACGCGCAUAAUGGUCUGCAACCAGGGGCACUAUCUGAAGGAGAUGGACAAGCUUGUCUUGGUGCACGGAAAGCGAAUCAGAGUGUACGAGAAGCUGGAAGAUCUCAUCAGCGACCCCGAGUCGCCGCAGAAUUUUCGCGAAGCACUUGAGCAGGACACUUCACAGCAAGGCAACAAACGCGGCGUUGCAGAGGAAACGCUUGAAGAGAAUGACACAGAAGGAAGAAUAACUGAAGAGGAGCUGGGAAAAUCAACGAAGACGGAGUGGCAGCUGCUGGGCAGCCUGCUUCGCUUGGCGCAGUGGCCAGCUCCCAUCAGCGUCCUCAUGUUUAUAGGUUCUGCGGCCGCCUUCGGAAUGCAGCAGCUCUGGAUCAAGCGGUGGACAGACGCCUCCGCGAUUCGUGACUCUGCGGCUUCCUUGGAGUCGCAACCACCGUGGGUUCCCAUCCUCGUAGCCUUGUGUCUCGCAGACGUGACCUUUCGGAUUCUGGGGAGCGUACUGGUCGCCCUCACCGUGAAGUUCCUUUCACGGUCGCUUCACAACGACAUGCUGAGUCACUUGCUGCAGAGUCCCGUGUCCUUCUUCGAUUCAACACCGCGAGGCCGCGUUCUGAACCGCUUCUCCACCGACGUGGAACUUGUAGAGGCACGCUGCUUCAUCCCCGCCAAACAGACCAUCCAGAACACGCUCAUCAUGAUCGCCAAGGUGGCAAUCGUGGGAACACAGUCGCCCGUGGUCGUCGCCAUUACGCUUAUUGUAGCUCUAUUUGUCGCUUACACAAUGAGGGUGACAAUAAAGACAGCCAACUGCGCCCGCUACGCAGAGAGCCUGGCCAUGUCUCGCCUUCUGCAGCACGCUACAGAAACCGCGGACGCGCUGAGCACUGUGCGAGCAUACGGUGUGGUCGACAGGUUGCGCCGCCACUUCUGCCGCCUAGUGGACGAGGCCAACCGCGGAUUCAUCUGCUUCGUAAACGCGUCCCGCUUUUCACGAACGGUGACCGCUACCUUUGGCUUCGUUGUGGUCGUCUGCACCUUGGUAGCCAGCAUAGCAUUUGCUGGCUCUUUGGGACCCGACCCGAGCAGCCUCGGACUGGCACUGAGCAACGCUUGCGCGGUCCCGCUUUCGAUGAUGUCUCUGUGCAUGAUGUUGUUCAACGUACUUCAAAUGGCCGUCUCGUUUGAACGCUGUCUGGAGUACACAGAACUUCCAGCUGAGAGUGACGCUUCAGCCACCAAGAAGACAGAGCAGUCCCUGUGCAACUGGCCCAAGGAAGGAAAGAUCGAAUUCCAGAACUUUUCUGCGUCGUACAAGUCAGGUGUUCUGCCCAAUGUGCUCAACGCCAUCACAUUUCUCGUUAAGCCCAAGGAAAAGGUCGGAGUGGUGGGUCGUACCGGAGCGGGGAAGUCCUCACUGGUGCUCGCACUUCUCCGUAUGCUCAAGGCCUCAGAGGGUCGUGUCCUCAUUGAUGGCGUGGAUAUCGCCGACGUUCCCCUCCGCAAGCUGCGAAGGAGCAUCACCGUUAUCCCACAGGACCCAAGCAUGGUGAGGGGCACACUGCGAAUGAACCUGGAUCCUACGAAUUCCCACACAGACGGAGAAAUCUGGCAAGCGCUCGAGAAAGCACAUCUUACAAAAGUAGUCGCCGGUGACGUCAGGGGGCUACUUCUGGAGAUCACAGAUGGUGGCAGCAACCUUAGUGUGGGACAACGGCAGCUGGUGUGUCUCGCCAGAGCCCUCUUGCGUGGAUCCAAGAUUCUUUUGCUGGACGAGGCGACGUCGCAGAUGGACGGCGACACAGACCGCCUGAUCCAGGUGGCGCUGAGGGAGGCCUUUGCAGACUGCACGCUCCUCACCGUCGCUCACCGCAUUCAUACCGUCCUCGACUACGACAGAAUACUUGUGCUCGAAGAUGGAAUGGUUCGUGAGUUCGACUCCGUGCAAACGCUGCUUUCAGACACGUCUUCCGUCUUCUACAGCAUGGCUACCGAGUGCGGCAUUUACAGCGCUCAAAGCGAACCUGAUCUCAUCAGUACUUGUUUUUGACGGACUGAUUUCGUACCAGUUCUCCUUUCUUAAGUUCUGUAAUAAAGUUUGCCUUCGC